GCCGGGCCAUGUAGUCCCUCUGCUCCGCUCUCCCAGACCGUGCCCCUCUCUCCCCGGCCGUCGUUGCUCCAGGACGGUAUUUGCGGAAGCGGGCCGGGACAGCGCCCGCUGCGCCAGCUCGACUGAGCCCCGGCCUGGAUGCGGGCAGUGCCGGGGACUGGGUACGGAGAGUGCCGGCUGUGAGGAUCACUCCGCAGGCCAUGAAGGCUUGCGGCCGCCGCGCGCCAUUUUGGGUGACGGACCUGCGGAGCGGCGGGUGAAAGGGUGUAUCAUGUUGGGCUCUGGGUUCAAGGCGGAGCGCUUGCGAGUCAACCUGCGCCUCGUCAUCAAUCGCCUCAAGCUACUGGAGAAAAAAAAGACUGAGCUGGCCCAGAAGGCAAGGAAGGAGAUUGCAGAUUACCUGGCAGCUGGAAAAGAUGAGCGUGCCAGGAUUCGUGUGGAGCACAUCAUCCGUGAAGAUUACCUUGUGGAGGCCAUGGAGAUCCUGGAGCUGUACUGUGAUCUGCUGCUCGCCCGCUUUGGCUUGAUCCAGUCCAUGAAGGAGCUGGAUUCUGGCCUGGCAGAGGCAGUAUCGACACUGAUUUGGGCUGCUCCACGCCUCCAGUCAGAAGUGGCAGAGUUGAAGAUUGUUGCUGAUCAGUUGUGUGCUAAGUACAGCAAGGAGUAUGGGAAGCUGUGCCGGACAAACCAGAUUGGGACAGUCAAUGACAGGCUGAUGCACAAACUGAGCGUGGAAGCACCACCCAAGAUCCUGGUGGAGAGAUACCUCAUUGAGAUUGCAAAAAACUACAAUGUGCCCUAUGAGCCUGACUCAGUGGUGAUGGCUGAAGCCCCAGCGGGUGGAGAGGCAGAUCUCAUUGAUGUGGGCUUCACGGAUGAUGUGAAGAAGGGUGGCCAUGGAGCGGGCGGAGGUGGUGGAUUUACAGCCCCAAUGAUAGGUCAUGAUGGGUUGGUACCCAUGCCUGUGAUGAUGCCUAUGCCCAUGCCAACAACAAAUCCACCCUUCUCCUAUCCACCUCCUAAAGGACCGGAGAACUUCAGUGGCCUGCCAGUGGGGACCUACCAGCCUUUCACUAAUAUCCACCCACCACCAAUUCCGGCAAACCCACCCACAUAUGAGUCCAUUGAUGAGCCUAGCACUGACAAGGAUGCUGCUGCACUAGUGCCUGGGCCUGAGCCCAAGCCAGAAGCUUCUCCUAAACCAAGAGCUGGAGCUCCUAAUACCUUUGAUAACUUUGUACUGCCCGAGUUGCCGUCUGUGCCAGACACACUGCCAACAGCAUCUGCUGGCGCCAACUCUUCUGCCUCAGAAGACAUUGACUUCGAUGAUCUUUCACGGAGAUUUGAGGAGCUGAAGAAGAAAACUUAAAACUUCCUGGGCUGCAGGAAGGAGGGGAAGGAGCUGUGAUACCUCUCUGAAACAGACUCCCUUUGAAAUUGGUUUCCUGUAUUAACCUCCAAUGAACAUGCUCUUCUUUUUGA
Messenger RNA from Onychostruthus taczanowskii (white-rumped snowfinch), 1482 nucleotides. It is a transcript of the gene IST1, whose product is annotated as IST1 factor associated with ESCRT-III. The transcript is spliced from 10 exons. Gene Ontology annotation, biological process: protein transport. The coding region runs from base 272 to 1369 and encodes 365 amino acids. The record is from RefSeq and is a predicted model, not a curated record. Lineage: Eukaryota; Metazoa; Chordata; Aves; Passeriformes; Passeridae.